AUGUCGUACGAGGAUAUACGUCGUCGUGUACCAUUAAUAAUUACGUUAUUAUUUCUGACAUUGAACAAGAUCGAAGGACAAUUUCGUUGUCCCGAAUCUAAGGGUUUCUUUCCAGAUUUGGAACAGUGCGAUCUUUAUUAUUCUUGCGUAGACGGUAAACCCGAGGAAAAACUUUGCAAAGACGGCCUCGUAUUCAGGGACGAUAAUCCCAAGAAGGAACUUUGCGAUAUACCGGCUAACGUUCCAUGCGGCGAUAGGACUCUAUUACAGGAACCACAGCCAAGUAAAGGAUGUCCACGGGCUAAUGGAUAUUUCAAGCACGAGGAUCCAACAGCCUGCGAUAGAUUCGUUAAUUGCAUCGACGGUAUACCACAGAUAAUGCCAUGUCCGCCUGGUCUGAUUUACGAGGACAAAAUGUCGAGUUGCGUUUGGCCGGCUGAUGCCAGCAGAUUAUGCGAAAACGUUAAACGCGACGUCCUUGACGACGGUUUCGUUUGCCCGGACGGUGACGUGGCCGGUCCAUUGGGACGUGUUUUACCACAUCCGACCUAUCCCCAUCCAGAGGAUUGUGCCAAAUUUUACAUAUGUAGGAACGGCGUUGUACCGCAAAAGGGACAAUGCGAUAGCGGCACUGUAUACAACGAGGAAAGUUUUAGGUGUACCGAACCCGAAAACGUACCAGGAUGCGAGGAUUAUUACAAACGGAAGAACUAAGUCAGAAGGAAUAUACGGUGCCAAUUUAUCACCAUUAUUGUUACUGUACGUUCAUAGCGCAUAACUUUUUA
Messenger RNA from Vespa mandarinia (Asian giant hornet), 785 nucleotides. Its product is annotated as protein obstructor-E. Gene Ontology annotation, cellular component: extracellular region. Gene Ontology annotation, molecular function: chitin binding. NCBI's taxonomy places the organism in Eukaryota, Metazoa, Arthropoda, Insecta, Hymenoptera, Vespidae. The record is from RefSeq and is a predicted model, not a curated record.